Mytilus californianus (California mussel) is the source of this 3081-nucleotide messenger RNA. Its product is annotated as loricrin-like. Lineage: Eukaryota; Metazoa; Mollusca; Bivalvia; Mytilida; Mytilidae. The transcript has 8 exons. Bases 17 to 3031 code for a protein of 1004 amino acids. The record is from RefSeq and is a predicted model, not a curated record.
CCACAGUACCUUCGAGAUGAAGACUGCAAUUGUAGUUUUGUAUAUCCUAGCAUUCACAGCAGUUGUGGCUGACAAAAAAUCUAACUGCAAAUGUAAAGUAAAAUGUGACCCAGGCGAAAAGAAAAUAGAUAAAUGUUCUGGUGGUAAAAUUUUGUGCUGCUGCACUGGUAGCUCCAAGUCUGGUUAUGAAAAAAGAACUAGUCCUGCAAGUUCAGGCAGUGGUGGAUCAAGCUCUGGAGGUGUAUCAGGUUGGAAUCAAUAUGGGCUUGUUUCGACCGGUGGAAUGUCCAGAGGUGGAAGUGGUGCAGGUGGAAUGUCCGGAGGUGGGAGAGGUGCAGCUGGAAUGUCAAGAGGCCAUGGUAGUGGAGAUAGCUACGGUUCUACAAGUUAUGGAGGUGGAAGUUCCGGAGGCUAUGGUGUUAGUGCUGGAGGUGGAACGACUGGAGGUGCUAGUGGUUCCGGUUCUGGAGGUGGAAGGACUGGAGGUGGAAGUGGUGCAGCUGGAAUGUCAAGAGGUGGAAGUGGUGGAGUCGAAGAAAAAAUUAUUUACAUAAACAUUGGAACUUCCGGAGGCGGCUAUGGAGGUGGAGAUAGCUACGGUUCUGCCAGUUAUGGAGGUGCCGGUGCUGGGGGCGGUGGAGCUGGGGGUGGAAUGUCUGGAGGUGCUGGAGGUGGAAGUUCAGGAAGUGGAAUGUCUGGUGGUGGAAGUUCGGGAAGUGGAAGUGCUGGAAAAGGAUAUGGUCACGGUUCUACAAGUUAUGGAGGUGGAGAUAGCUAUGGUUCUACACCUUAUGGAGGUGCCGGUGCUGGAAGUGGUGGUAAUGGUGGUGGAGGUUCUGGAGGUGGGGGUUCUGGAGGUGGAAGUUCGGGAAGUGGAAGUGGUGGCAAGGGAUAUGGUUCCGGUUCUACAAGUUAUGGUGGUGGAGAAAGCUAUGGUUCUACAUCUUAUGGAGGUGCCGGUGCUGGAAGUGGUGGUACUGGUGGUGGAGGUUCUAGAGGUGGAGGUUCUGGAGGUGGGGGUUCUGGAGGUGGAAGUUCGGGAAGUGGAAGUGGUGGCAAAGGAUAUGGUUCCGGUUCCACAAGUUAUGGUGGUGGAGAUAGCUAUGGUUCUACAUCUUAUGGAGGUGCCGGUGCUGGAGGUGGUGGUACUGGUGGUGGAGGUUCUAGAGGUGGAGGUUCGGGAGGUGGAAGUUCGGGAAGUGGAAGUGCUGGCAAGGGAUAUGGUUCCGGUUCUACAAGUUAUGGUGGUGAAGAUAGCUAUGGUUCUACAUCUUAUGGAGGUGCUGGUGCUGGAAGUGGCGGUACUGGUGGUGGAGGUUCUGGAUCUGGAAUGACUGGAGGUGGAAGUUCUGGAAGUGGAAGUGCUGGCAAAGGAUAUGGUUACGGUUCUACUAGUUAUGGAGGUGGAAAAUCUGGAGGUGGAAUGUCUGGAGGUGGAAUGUCUGGUGGUGGAGGUUCUGGAGGUGGAAUGUCUGGAGGUGGAAGUUCUAGAGGUGGAGGUUCGGGAGGUGGAAGUUCGGGAAGUGGAAGUGCUGGCAAGGGAUAUGGUUCCGGUUCUACAAGUUACGGUGGUGGAGAUAGCUAUGGUUCUACAUCUUAUGGAGGUGCUGGUGCUGGAAGUGGCGGUACUGGUGGUGGAAGUUCUGGAUCUGGAAUGACUGGAGGUGGAAGUUCUGGAAGUGGAAGUGCUGGCAAAGGACUUGGUUACGGUUCUACAAGUUAUGGAGGUGGAAAAUCUGGAGGUGGAAUGUCUGGAGGUGGAAGUUCUAGAGGUGGAGGUUCGGGAGGUGGAAGUUCGGGAAGUGGAAGUGCUGGCAAGGGAUAUGGUUCCGGUUCUACAAGUUAUGGUGGUGGAGAUAGCUAUGGUUCUACAUCUUAUGGAGGUGCUGGUGCUGGAAGUGGCGGUACUGGUGGUGGAGGUUCUGGAUCUGGAAUGACUGGAGGUGGAAGUUCUGGAAGUGGAAGUGCUGGCAAAGGAUAUGGUUACGGUUCUACAAGUUAUGGAGGUGGAAAAUCUGGAGGUGGAAUGUCUGGAGGUGGAAUGUCUGGUGGUGGAGGUUCUGGAGGUGGGGGUUCUGGAGGUGGAAGUUCGGGAAGUGGAAGUGCUGGCAAGGGAUAUGGUUCCGGUUCUACAAGUUAUGGUGGUGAAGAUAGCUAUGGUUCUACAUCUUAUGGAGGUGCUGGUGCUGGAAGUGGCGGUACUGGUGGUGGAGGUUCUGGAUCUGGAAUGACUGGAGGUGGAAGUUCGGGAAGUGGAAGUGCUGGCAAGGGAUAUGGUUCCGGUUCUACAAGUUACGGUGGUGGAGAUAGCUAUGGUUCUACAUCUUAUGGAGGUGCUGGUGCUGGAAGUGGCGGUACUGGUGGUGGAAGUUCUGGAUCUGGAAUGACUGGAGGUGGAAGUUCUGGAAGUGGAAGUGCUGGCAAAGGACUUGGUUACGGUUCUACAAGUUAUGGAGGUGGAAAAUCUGGAGGUGGAAUGUCUGGAGGUGGAAGUUCUAGAGGUGGAGGUUCGGGAGGUGGAAGUUCGGGAAGUGGAAGUGCUGGCAAGGGAUAUGGUUCCGGUUCUACAAGUUAUGGUGGUGGAGAUAGCUAUGGUUCUACAUCUUAUGGAGGUGCUGGUGCUAGAAGUGGCGGUACUGGUGGUGGAGGUUCUGGAUCUGGAAUGACUGGAGGUGGAAGUUCUGGAAGUGGAAGUGCUGGCAAAGGAUAUGGUUACGGUUCUACAAGUUAUGGAGGUGGAAAAUCUGGAGGUGGAAUGUCUGGAGGUGGAAUGUCUGGUGGUGGAGGUUCUGGAGGUGGAAUGUCUGGAGGUGGAAGUUCUGGAGGAGGAAGUACAGGAGGUGGAAGGGCUAGAAUUACAUUUAUAGUGGAUACCAGUGGGGGACGUGGGGGGUCAGGUAAUGGUGGUCAGGGUGACUGCACAUGCAGGAUAACAUGUCAGCCAGGAGAAAUGAAAAAAUCCACGUGCAAUUAUUAUAAGAAACCAGUACUUUGCUGCAAGAAAAAAUCGAAGAAAGGAUAUGGAUACUGAAGUUGAAUACUGUAUAUGAAGAACAUAGAAUAAAUUUUUAUCUUAUCUAA